AUGUAUCACUUGCUCAAUAAUUUGAAAAGCAAGUAUGGAAACCAUGGAGAAGAGCUACAAAUGAAUUUCAUUGCAGCAACAAAAGCAUACACAAAAACAGAAUGUGAACACUACAUGAGAAGCCUUGAUAGACUUGACAGACGCAUUAGACCCUAUUUAGAGAAAGCCAAAUAUGAAACUUGGGCAAGAUCAUACUCACCAACAAAAAGAUACACCAUGAUGACAUCCAACAUCGCAGAAUCGCUCAACGCUGCACUAAAAGCUGCAAGAAAUCUCCCUAUUGAUAUCUUGGUUGAAUGUCUUAGAAGUUUGGUUCAAAAGUGGGUUUGGAACAAUUCAAAUAAUGCAAAUGGAACAUUCACAAAAGUGUCUACAGCAACAGAAAAUGAAUUGAGACAUGACAUUGUUUCAAAAAUGAAGUUUCAAGAAGAUGAAAUGCCUUGUGGGCAUGCAGUAGCUGUAAUUGCAAAGAGAAACUUGGGAGUAUAUGAUUACUGUGCAAAGUUUUACAAAUCAGAAACUUUGAAAGCAAUGUAUGAAGAAAAUGUUCAUCCUUUGCCACAUAAAGAUGAAUGGAAUCUCCCACAACACUUAGACAUAGUGGUGCUACCUCCAAAGGCAACAAUCCCUGCAGGAAGACCAAGAAAGAAAAGAAUAAGAUCAAGAGGAGAACCAAAAGUGAUAAUCACCUGUGGUAAAUGUGGCCAACCAGGACAUAACAGGAAGACUUGCAGGAAUCCACCAAUUGACAAGGCAAACAAGCAGAAAAAACAAAAGUCAUAG
Molecule: messenger RNA, 783 nt
Organism: Humulus lupulus (European hop)
Lineage: Eukaryota; Viridiplantae; Streptophyta; Magnoliopsida; Rosales; Cannabaceae
Exons: 2
Coding region: 1-783 (260 amino acids)
Molecular function (GO): nucleic acid binding; zinc ion binding
Source: RefSeq, a predicted model, not a curated record